AUGCGCAAACCCCAUUUUCAUACCACCAUCUUCAUGUUCUUGCUCUUAUUCCCUGUUCUCUCUCUAGCCACUGAUACCAUCACACCCACAACACCAAUUACCGUUAAUCAAACUCUAGUCUCUAAUCAACAAGUGUUCGAACUCGGGUUCUUUAGUUUAGACAACAACAAUAAUAAUAAUAAUUGGUAUAUAGGAAUAUGGUACAAACAAAUUGAGCCCAAAACCUAUGUAUGGGUGGCUAACAGAGGUAACCCGGUUAACUCAUCUUCUGGGAAGUUAACAAUUGGCGGAAAUGGCAACAUAAUACUUUUUAACCAACCGGAAACCGCGGUCUGGACGUCGAAUGAUUCGAAUCAUUCGGUUCGGGCUGUGAAGAGGGUGGCUCAGCUUCUUGAUUCGGGUAAUUUCGUGCUUCGACCGAAGGGUGAUGAGAGACCGGAGAGUUAUAUAUGGGAAAGUUUUAAGAAUCUGACGGAUACUUUGUUACCCGGAAUGAGGCUCGGGUGGGACCGAAAAACGGGUGUGAAUCGGUUUUUGCGGUCGUGGAAGUCGGGUAUGGAUCCGGGUUCGAGUAGUUACACGUUUAAAAUGAAUGUGGACGGGUUCCCAGAGAUUUUUUUAUCGGCCUGGGUGAAACCGGUGUUCCGUAGUGGCCCUUGGAAUGGAAGAAGGUUUAGCGGUGUACCGACAUCAAGAGGUGUGAGAUUAAUGGAGCUCUGGUUUGUAAAUAACUAUGUGUUAAGGAUUGAAAUUUAA
Helianthus annuus (common sunflower) is the source of this 756-nucleotide messenger RNA. Its product is annotated as receptor-like serine/threonine-protein kinase SD1-8. NCBI's taxonomy places the organism in Eukaryota, Viridiplantae, Streptophyta, Magnoliopsida, Asterales, Asteraceae. The transcript has a single exon. The record is from RefSeq and is a predicted model, not a curated record. The coding region runs from base 1 to 756 and encodes 251 amino acids.